Betta splendens (Siamese fighting fish) is the source of this 6615-nucleotide messenger RNA. It is a transcript of the gene klf13, whose product is annotated as Kruppel-like factor 13. Gene Ontology annotation, molecular function: RNA polymerase II cis-regulatory region sequence-specific DNA binding; DNA-binding transcription factor activity, RNA polymerase II-specific. The transcript is spliced from 2 exons. NCBI's taxonomy places the organism in Eukaryota, Metazoa, Chordata, Actinopteri, Anabantiformes, Osphronemidae. The record is from RefSeq and is a predicted model, not a curated record. The coding region runs from base 526 to 1344 and encodes 272 amino acids. Gene Ontology annotation, biological process: regulation of transcription by RNA polymerase II.
CGGCCGUCACGCGCGUCGUCAGAACGCGUGGAGGCAACCUGUGGCGAAACUUUCGAGCAAGUCGCGCUGCGCGGUGCUGCUCGGGACACGCGGCGCCCAAUGGAGGAGCGCGCGCGCGCUGACGCCGCCGCUCCGCUCGGCUCGGCACGCCCCCAGCGUGGAUACAAGCGGCAGGAACGGGCGCUCGGGAGACGCACUCGCUGUGCUGGAGAGGGCUCGAAGGCGCGAUGGGAGUCAGCACGUCCAAGUUUCUGGAGUCCCCGUUCCCAGCGUCGUUGCACUAAACAAAGACGUAGUUUUUUCUUUUUUUUUUAAUUUUGUUUUUGUUUUUGGCCGGAGCGGGCUUGUCUGCAUUUUUGUCCGAGGCGUUUCUGUCACAGGAUGUGAAUGAUAGUGAAACGCCGGGUAAGACCAUAAAGUCAGUUCUCGCUGAUGAGAACGACGUCCUCCUCGCCGCCACCGCUGCACAAAGGGAACCACGGAACUACUUUUUCUUUCCCUCGCGUCAUCUUUUCAUUUCUGUGAAUGUCCUCGCGAAGCAGAGGGGGCUUUCUCAAAGACAAAAUGGAUCACUUUGCAGCAGAGUGCCUUGUUUCAAUGUCCAGUCGUGCAAUUGUUCACGCUCCUAAAGGGAAUAGGGAGACUAAACCAGAAACCCCGUCCUCCUCCAAGAACGGAGAGGAAAUUAAAGAGCCUUUGGUGAGAGAUAACUCGUCCCUUUUCGUGGUUGCGCGGAUUCUGGCGGAUUUUAACCAGCAGACUCCCAACAAUGUUGCCGAGCAGGCAAAAAUAAGGGAUGAGAGCAUGCCGAACCUGAGAGAUGAUGGAAACUCUGCCACACCUACCACCAUCUCCGAUCCUUCUCUAAGACAAAGAGCCAAAAGAUCCAGAGGUCGAACUGAGCAAGAAUCACCGCAGAAAAAGCACAAAUGCCACUAUUCAGGUUGUGAAAAAGUUUAUGGCAAAUCAUCCCACCUCAAAGCUCAUCUAAGGACACACACAGGAGAGCGGCCUUUCCCCUGCACUUGGCCCGACUGCAGCAAGAAGUUCGCCCGCUCCGACGAGCUGGCCCGCCACUACCGCACCCACACGGGCGAGAAGAAGUUCGGCUGCCCGCUGUGCGACAAGCGCUUCAUGCGCAGCGACCACCUGAUGAAGCACGCGCGCCGCCACUCGGACUUCCAGCCCGGCAUGCUGAAGAGGCCCCACGGCGGCGCCGGCGGCGGCGCCACGCGCCCCAGCUCCCUCAGCGACUACAGCCGCUCGGACGCCUCCAGCCCCACCCUCAGCCCCGCCCUCAGCCCCGCCCUCAGCCCCGCCCUCAGCCCCGCCGACUCGCCUUAAACUCCAACCCAGUCGCACUUUCCGCGUCGGACCUGCGAGGCCCGUGUGUUUGUGUCACAGCUGUCGGCCGCCUUCCUCUGCUUCCCCUGCGCUUGCUGUGGUGUACCAUACUGUACAUACCUGCUUAUUGUAGUGCAAUUACUCGUGUGAUCCUAAAAGAAGGUAAUGCCUUUUCCAGACGGCAAUAUUCCCAUUCUGUACUAUACGCCUGUGUUUUCCUGGCUCCUGAUCAGUGCACAUUGUCCAGCGUACGUUCAGUCGGCGACUCAAGGUUCAGACGGAAAAACGGACACGCUGAUGAGUCUUAUCAAAAAGAUCCUCCUUUGUUUUCCUUUGCUUUUAUGAAUGGCUGGGGAGAAGGGGUACACACACACACACACACACACACACACACACACACACACACACACACACACACACACACACACACACACACACACACACACACACACACCUCAGGAUCAAAGACAUUUGCUACUCCUGUAAUACCACAGUACUUGACAGUACUCACAUUGACUGCACAAUAUGCUCAUCACUUUACUCUGAAAUUCAACCGCGGUUGAAUUUUGCGCCCUGCUCAGGGAUGGCCUUGUUAGCUUGAACGAAUGAACAUAGCGAAGAGAAACAUGCCGUACAUAGAUAGCAGCCUUACACUCAACACACUUUGCACUCUUUCUUCUUUCUGUUGUCGCUCGCGCUCGGACGGUAAAUAGUCACAGGCCGUGUGAUUCCAAACCAAUCUCCCAGUCCCCACUUCCACGAACGCAGGCCGUCUGCCGCCGCGGUCCCAUUCAGCCGCCGUUACGCUGGGUUCAGCAGCGUGGGAGGACUGGGCUUAUGGUGGGUUAGCAGUUUUUUAUAUUUUAGGACCUUUAAAUAGAGACAGUAAAGUUUCAAAGCAGCUGUUCGUGCUUUUUUUUAAAUGCUGUUUUUGCCAGCGUGGACACAAAGGGACUUUAAGCUGAAACAAUGUUGCUCCUUCUCUUAAGCACAUAGGAAAACGUACCAAAGACAAGAGUAAAUGAAAGCUCCCCAUUCAGCCAGCAGGGCCUGUGGUUGGCUGCAUCGUAGAUAGAGCCAGGCCGCCUGCUCGCAUACACCCCCCCACCCCCCCCUCUUGUGGGCUCCCCAGAGGAAACAGCUGCAUCCUACAAGACUAUUCACAGGCCGCAGGAGGAGGGCUGACGCGCCAUUCCAGCCGAGUCCUCCCUCGCACGUCUGGCUCUACCUGUCCUGUCAGGGCGCGGCGGCGCUCCGGGCCCACCGGGCCGCCGGGGUCACCCGGGGGUCGAGUGUGAGCCGGGCCUGCGACGCGAAGCAACGCGUACGGAGCUGUAUCUGCAACAGGCAGGCGAGAGAGCGGCCGUCUGAUAAAGGAGGAGAGGUUUAUCGUGAGCCGAGCAGCACGGCUGCUGAAGAGGACACCCAGUCCCAGACGCCCACGUCUGCUCCUCCUCCUCCUCCUCCUCCUCCUCCUCCUCCUCCUCCUCCCUAUACUGAGCUGCUGAGAGCGAGUUACGAGGAAAAAAUUCUCCCAAUUCGCUCUACGCGCUAAAAGCGAGACGUCAAACAGCUGCUUUCAAACUUUCUCUCUUUUCAAACCGUUGCUAAAACAUUGGAGCCAGAAGGAACAUAUCAGCAGAGUGCGGUGACCACCGGCCUCGCGCCGUCCUGCCUGUGGAGCGCAGGCGGCCCGUGAGAACCCCGACCUGUGUUUUCUAGGCAGACACGCCUCAGUAAGUCGGGCGGGAGGCACAAAGGCCCAGCAAAGCUGCCGUGGAAGCGGCACCGCUAUCAAAACUGCCGCCGCCGCCGCGCCGGUCUGUGGCUGGAGGUGCUUUCAUCUGUGUCACUUGGUUCCGUCAGACCCGAGUGACCCCCCCCCCGGCCCCCCCUCCGUCGUGCCCCUGCAGCUCUGUGCAUCACGCUAUGUGCAUGUUAACGACCUCGCCCUGAAAGCGCAGGGGCUCUGAGACGGUCUGGCAGGUGGACGUUUAUGAAUGGCAGGCAUUGUCCCGCGGCGGCCAUCUCUUCAAAGCGGUCGAAGAACUGGCUGUGUCACAUCCUCCAGAAAGAAAACAGCCCUUAUUCAGACCGAAUGCAGUAGUCUCCUUCACGCCGCCGCUGCAAAAGAGAAAAAGAUCGGCCUCUGUGAGAUGGUGAAAAUUGUGUCCAGUGCAGCACGAGGCCUCGGAUCAGCUCCGAUCCCUUAGUGAAAGAAGCAUUUCUCAAAGUUGUCGAUUUCAACAAAUUCCUGUUGAGCAGCUUCUCUUUCCCCUCCCAUUUUUAAUUUAGCUUCCUCUUGCAAAAAAAAAAGAAAAACCAUCUUAAUAGCUCCACCCAAUCUCCUCUCGACCCAUGAUCUGCACAUUUACCUCAGGGUCAGCCUCCGUGGGGCAGAUGUGGGACCGGGGGACCUGCCGGCCUGGUCCUGGGGGCCUGGUGCUCGCUGCUGGUCAGUGUCCAGCCACGCCGGAACCACCGGCCCGGCUCCUGACAGGUCCCAGUCCCAGUCAGCCAGUGGACUCACAGCACAGCGCCUGUGACGGUGUAACCAGCCCAGUCUCUUCCCCCACGUCGAACCGUACAGAACCGCGUACAGAGCGUCUCCUUUUACUCUCACUGUACCAAACCUACUUGAAUCAUUCAACGUCGAAGGCCAUUGAACACAGAUUUGUACAUGUCCAUUUUUACUGUACUCGCUCCGGCUCUCAAAUAGUUAUUACCGUGUCUGGAGCGAGGUGUACAGCGUGUUCUCUGAUGAUUUCCUUUCUAGAUUUUGGUUGUCUUUAAGUCAUUUCAGUCGUCAUCUCUUUAGCAUUCGUCAGCGCGUUAGACGUUGAGGCCAGUUAAAGGAGCCAUUGUAAGUGAAAUAACAUCACUUUAACUCCAUUUACUGGGGUUCACCCCUUUAAUUAGUAACGCUUAAAUACACUGUUGAUGUCAGGAUCCAGGUUGUUCCAAAUAGCCUGUGGCCCAAACAUUCCUUUAAGUCCAAAAUAAAAGGACUGUUUGUUUUUGGGUGUUUUUGAUGAGAAGUAAAGGAAACCUCCUAGACUAGAUGUCAAUUUCAGAUCCUUGGUUUGAACGUUUUCCAUAAGAAUAGAGACCACAGCAUUGUGAGUUAGCAAUGUAGUCAUAAUCUUUUAUUAUUGCUUUAUUUGUGUCCUUUGAAAAGCUUGUAUAAUUUUCAAAACCAUACCUCUUGAAAUAUUUGACUUUGUUUUACCUUCAUAUCUUUUCAAAGCAUCCAUCAAGUAGCUCACCUGCGUUUGACGAGUAGCGCACAUAGUUUUUUUGUCCCUACUUGAGUGAAGAAGAGAGGUGGAUGUAAACACUGGGCUACAUUUUAUAUAAUCAUUUUGUCAGGAUACUGCACAUCCUUAUAUAUAUAUAUUCAAAAAAAUAAUCUUUCCAGGGAAAAACGUAUUUUUUAUUAUUUUAUGUUAAAAAUAUAUGUCAAAUGUACUUUAGUUUAUUGAGCUUCACAUAUUUGUCUGUAUUCAAACAUUAACUUUGUGAUGAUGUCAGCUGUAAAUUAUGUUGAAAUGCUAAAGUCAAGCAUCAUUGCAGACUCCAUCAUGAGCACAGAUUUUAAACGAUGGUAAAAAACAGAUGCGAAGUUUCUAUAGUGCAUCGCUUACUCUGAGUUCAAGUAACAAUACAUGAGUUGCUUAUUGUCUAGUAUGCAAAGAACUAACAUCAAGCUCACAUUAUUGAUCUGAAUACAACUUAGAACAUCACCACUGAGCUCAGCUUAUUAUUAUUGAUUGAUGCAAUUGUGUGCCAAAACUAUAAAUGGUAAAUUCAUGAUGAUCAUACAAAUGUUGAGGAUGAAAUGGGGGAAAAUUGCUACUAUCAGACAUUUAACGGGCUUGUACAGUUUUAUAAUGUGUGACAUGUUUUUAUGUUAUGUACAGCAACUCUGCAUAUUUGAUAUACAAGUGUUUUAAGUUAAAUAUUUCUUUUCUGCUUUGUGUAAACAUUCGGAUUGUGGAGCUUUGUGUCCAUUUUGGUUCUUAUUUAAGUUUGUCUUCUUUUAUUUGCUGUACAAUAGACACGCAUUAUAUAAUGGUUUAUUACAGGUAUAUCUGACACAAACAAUCUUAACGAACAUCCAACCAUUCCAAAGGAUCGAACAUUUUAUUUGCUAUAAAUGUGCUGCUUACGUCAACCUGAUGCAUUUUGUAAGUCAUACACAGAAGUCGGUCGUGACUUCGGCUUGUACACAAGGUACGUUUCUCCAUGUCGACGUUUUCCAGGUUAAACUCCUUCUUUCCUCCUCCACGGGCUCCAUGUUUGGGCCGGGGCCCAUCUGAACUGAAACCAUACAUGCAAUAGGAAAAGGUGAGGGACAUGUGGAGCGUGUGUUCCCGAGGCCGCUCGGGGUCUGGCUGAGGUAGAGGCAGGUGAUGGCACAGAGUAGCCGUUGAGCAGUGGGUGAGCAGGGUUCAUCGCUGACUCCACACGGACCAGGUGUUACCAAAGGCUAAGGGGGGAGAUGUGAAUGUCGCAUGAAUUCUGAGCCUCCGCGUUCACCUCUUCAUGCUGUUAGUGGGUUUUCUUGCUUGAUAUGGACCUUUUUCUACACAUGAGCAUUUUUGUUAUAUUUUUAAAAACAAUUUGAAUGAACAAAGCCCAGUUAAUCGUGUAAAGAAAUGAAUAAGGAAGGAACGGGCAGGAACAUGCAGCACCGCAGACUUCAACGGUCUGGUUCUGCUCGGUCCGACGAGCGUCUGACGUAUUUGCUACUGACGGGUCUGGAGCUCUCUCUCGGUCCUGUCUGUCCUGCGUGUCUCCACAGUGUACCGUUGCUCUCUUUUUACCUCCGCGCGCUCCGCCUCGGCCCGUCACCGUCAGUUGCCUGUUGUAGUGACUCCGCGGUGCUGCUCCCCCCCCGCUCAGCACCAGUAUAAUCUAAUCUGUAAAUAACUCGACUCAGCUACGGCCAGUACAUUCUCUUAUGACCUCAGUCUAACCUUCAGGUGUAACUUUGUUUUUUCUCGUUUCUCUCAGCAAACCAAAAUCACUACAUCAAGUAUUACAGUUGUACAGUUCCUUGGAUCCCACACGCAUUCAUGUGCUGGUCUUAGCUGCUCUGCUGUAUCUUUUUAUGGCAUUAUUUUUUACAUGUUAGACAAUAUAUUGUGACCAUGUCCUAUGCAAAUAUGAAAAAUAACAGAUUGUUGAAUAAUGUAUGUUGUCAUAACUUGUAUGCAUGAUAUAGUGAAGUUUACAUUUGGAAAUAAAUUCAUAAAAUAAGCAGCUAAA